AGCUGCGAGCUGGCUUCCCGGCUCUGCACCCCGCCAGCCCCCAAGAUCCGGAUCUGGGUGGUGGGGGGGGAGCGCAAGGCGCGGGAUGGAGGGACCCGGGCUCGCCACCGCGAUCAUCGGGGAGCAGCCCCGGGUGGCCUGGCUGUGAUCCUGCAGGCGGUGUCCCCUGGUGGAACGCAGGAGCCAGGGCGGAAUGGAACCAGGACCUGAAGACCCUUCCAGAAUGCCCGAGGAGACCUCUCCCAGGCGGACCCCGAAGAGCAUCCCCUACCAGGACCUUCCCCACCUGGUCAACGCCGACGGACAGCACCUCUUCUGCAGAUACUGGAAACCCUCGGGGACACCCAGGGCCCUUAUGUUUGUGUCCCAUGGUGCCGGGGAACACUGUGGCCGCUAUGACGAGCUGGCUCAGAUGCUGAUGGGGCUGGACAUACUGGUGUUUGCACAUGACCACGUCGGCCACGGGCAGAGCGAAGGGGAGAGGAUGGUGGUGUCUGACUUCCAUGUUUUCGUCAGGGACGUGCUACAGCACGUGGAUGGCAUGCAGAAGGACUACCCCAGCCUCCCUGUCUUCCUCCUGGGCCACUCCAUGGGAGGCGCCAUUGUGAUCCUCACAGCAGCAGAGAGGCCGGGCCACUUCUCCGGGAUGGUCCUCAUCUCACCCCUGGUUUUGGCCAAUCCCGAGUCUGCGUCGACUUUCAAGGUCCUCGCUGCGAAAGUGCUCAACCUUGUCCUGCCAAACAUGUCCCUGGGGCCCAUCGAUUCCAGCGUCCUCUCCCGGAACAAGACAGAGGUUGAGCUUUACAACUCGGACCCUCUCAUCUGCCGGGCGGGGCUGAAAGUGUGCUUUGGGAUCCAACUACUCAACGCUGUCUCGCGGGUGGAGCGAGCCCUCCCCAAGCUGACCUUGCCCUUCCUGCUGCUCCAGGGCUCCGCAGACCGCCUGUGUGACAGCAAAGGGGCCUACCUGCUCAUGGAGUCAGCCAAGAGCCAGGACAAGACUCUCAAGAUUUACGAAGGUGCCUACCACGUCCUCCACAAAGAGCUUCCGGAAGUGACCAACUCCGUCUUCCAUGAAAUCAACAUGUGGGUCUCCCAAAGGAUAACCAUGGCUGUCCCCAGAGGGGUCCCCAGAGGGUCCCCGCCCUGAAUGCACUGGCCAAGGGACCAGCUCAUGGCCUGGGGGAAGCGGGCAGAGGGAGCUCAGAGCUGGCUACUUCAGAGUGGCUUAAAAACCAACCAAUCGCCAAAUUGGAGGGACCCCUGGCGCAGUUAACUUUAAAAAAAAAUAAAUUUAUGUCAUAUAUAAGGUUACAAGGCACUGGAACUACCCUAAAGGGUAGACACUAUGCAAAAAAAAAAUAUAUAUAUAUAUAUAUAAUAAUAGUAAUAAUGAGAAAGAGAAGGGUGACAGGUAAUUCCCACAGAGGGACUCUAUUAAAUUUUUUUUUUCUUAAAUAAGCAGGGCCCCGCGUGGUGGCGCACGCCUAUAAUCCUAGCCACUCCGGAGGCUGAGGCAGGAGGAUCGCAAGUUGGAGGCCAGCCUCAGCCACUUAGCAAGGCCCUGAGCGACUCAGUGAGACCCUGUCUCUAAAAAAAAUAUAAAAAGGGCUGGGGACAGGGCUCAGGGGUUAAGUGCCCCUGGGUUCCAUCCCUGGGACCAAAAAAAAAAUAAUAAUAAUAAUAAUAAUAAUAAUUAAUUAAAUAUGCAGGGACUCUGCCCGCCUCUCCCGGCUCCUAGAGGUUCCCAGGGAUCCCUGGUGACCCAGGAAACCAGAUGCAAUAAUCGGAGAAGUGUCCACCCCUGGCCCCUACUCAAGCUCCCGCCCAGUGGCCCUCUCUGACCAGCCAUGACUCUGUGGCCUUUCUCUGGUGUGUGACGAUGUGGCCUGUGUCCCCACCCAGGCCAGCUCCUGGGGCAGACUCACGUGCCCUUCCAAGGCUCAGCAAAUGACUGGCACUUCCUCCACAUGAGCAGCCACCCGUGACCUUGCCAGCUGAUUUACAAUCCAAGGUCAAUCUUCAGGAAGCAGCAGUGUAGCCUGUGGCCUCGGAAGGUCCCUGAGCCAUGGACCGAGGCUCUUCUGCCCGCACCCCUUUCCCUCUGCCAGGGGAGGCUCGGUCCCCCUCUGAGUGCUGUAGAUAUCUAAAAAAAAAAACAAAAGGCUGCCUUAGCUCUAGGCCCAGGGGCCCACCUGUCAUCCCAGUGCCUCGGGAGGCUGAGGCAGGAGGAUCACAAGGUGGAGGCCAGCCUCAGCCAAAGCGAGGCCCUAAGCAACUCAGCGAGACCCUGUCUCUAAAUAAAAUAGAAAAAGGGCUGGGGACGGGGCUCAGGGGUUAAAGCCCCCCUGGGUUCCAUCCCUGGUACCCCUCCCCCCUCAGAAAAGAGGCUGCCUUUUUUGGGGACACUAAUGUCACCGAUGCUAUAAGAGAGAGUUGUAUUGCAGAUGAAGUAUCUAAUAUAUAAUGUCUAUUCUAAAGCAGAGACUAUCGGAAUGGGUGGCUGAGUGGCAAGGAGCAGCUGCCCCCCAGGGCCUCAUGGUCCUUCUCUGCCACCCAGAGCCACCCUGGGAAUCUCAGGGCUGGCUCCACGGCGCCCUCUGGUGGCCAGAGGAGGGAAUUACAGCGCAGUUGUUGGCCGCCCCCGCUGAGAGCUGGGACCCAGAUGCCCCCUGCCCCUGCCCAGGGCUCAGUCACGGCCUAAACGAGUGUCACCCAACGUUUCCCAGACAAGGACCGAGCCUGACCUGGGCUUCUCAGGUGCCCACCCCAGCCCUGGCCCUGCCCGUGGCCGCCCUGUGAGCCAGCAAUAACUGGGGAUCCCCCCCCCGCCCUUGGGAACUCUUUCACCUUGACCUUGGGACUUGCUGUUACCUCAAAAGUCUCGUUAGUGCGACUAGAACCAUGGGUGGGAGCUCGGCCGCUGGGGACACCCCGCGGGGUUGCGAGGGAGAAGUCGGGGUGCCCUUUGGACCCCUCUUGGGGGAGGGGAUGCUCCUCCUGCCAGGAUCCCCAAUAUGGAAGCUCAGAAUCUGGGGGGCUCGGACCCUUCUUCUUUGGGGGUGGCGGGAGUGCCCUGUCCUUCUUGGGGGGGUGGCCGGGAGGCUCCCCCUGGACCCCUGGAUGUCCUUCCAUAGAAGCCCUGACAGAGUCACCAAGGGGGGCCCACUUAUAUGUCUUGUUCAUGAGUUACUAAUAUUCCAGAGAGAAAAAAAUGACCUGAAAUGAGGGACCAUCUUGUGAACCCUGGAAGAGGGGACAGGGGACAGGGGACACGGACGUGCCUCCUCUGUGGCUCGAUCCGUGGCACAUCAGCCACAUCUGGAAGUGCCCCAUGCUGGGUGCCCCUCUGUCUCUCAAAAAUCCGGGCCAGCCUAGAACCAGGGUCACCAUCGGCAUUGACAGCUCCGUGGUGACAUUCUGGCCCUCAGGGUCCUGUCCUGGACCGCGGCAUCGAGGCACUUGGGGUUGGAAGGGAUACUGGGUCCCCCCGGGGUCCCCCAGGGCUUGGCCUUGAGGGGUGAGAGGAGGGCAGAGCCCAGGAGGGGACCCCAGGAUGCAGCUGGUCCAAACCCUGCCUGGACAUUAGGCCCAGCGCUGAUCCGGAGUGGGAUGGUCCCCAGGGCCUCCAAGUCACGGGCCUCCAUAGGGAACUGGGUUUGGGGCCUGAAAAUCUUUUUUAGGUAAAGGUCACCCUCUGCAGGUAGCAAGGCAGUGGGCAGCAGUCACCUUCUAGAAGGUUCCAGGGGCCACCACCCUCAGGACGCUCUGGACCCCCCCAGAGGUCUCUGGCCGCAUGCCACCUCCAGGCCCCACCGUCUCUCAGUAGCUUUCCUUCCUCUGGCCGCCGAUGGCCGCCAUCCAUCUAUUAGGAUCCCGGUCAUCUUCCAAGCCAUGGACGGGUAUGUCAUUGUCACCGCGGCUCAAGUCACAUCCCUCCCGUGUACUGUUAGUGGGGAACGUGGAUUGGCCUGGAACUCUUAAAGGAACCCAUGUACGCUACCGCUAACCCUAAUAAACCAGAUGUUUUCUGAA
Marmota monax (woodchuck) is the source of this 4035-nucleotide messenger RNA. RefSeq names its product monoglyceride lipase (gene Mgll). The record is from RefSeq and is a predicted model, not a curated record. Bases 194 to 1150 code for a protein of 318 amino acids. The transcript has 8 exons. Gene Ontology annotation, molecular function: lipase activity. NCBI's taxonomy places the organism in Eukaryota, Metazoa, Chordata, Mammalia, Rodentia, Sciuridae. Gene Ontology annotation, cellular component: membrane.